GAGACACGUUUCCUACAACAGACAUGACAGCCUCCGGUACACAGAGCACCACGGAUAGCUUAGCUUUGUGAUCUUAAAUUACUGAACUGAACUCCACAAUGGUUAUGGACUCACAUCCCUCCGACACUGUCACCAUCCUUCGUGUCAGAGGGCCGCUGGAGUUCAGAUGUCAGCUGGACAGCACAGAUGCGCUGAUCAUUCAAAAAGUAAUCUCAAGAACAUUUGAGACCCUCCGUUCCAAGGUGAAAUCUGAGUCCUGUGUUCUCACCAUCUGUGACAGUCCUGUUAUUAUUUGGCCAAACAAAAGUGGUAAUGCACCGUGUGAAGAUUUACAUCAGUGGAUACAGACAAAUGAACAAGAGAGCAAGAGAUCUUCAAAAAAGAAAAACAAGAAGAGCUCAGCAGUGAAUGUCAUAAACCUUCACCUGAUGAUGGACAUGACCACACGAGGCCCAGCCUCAGCUCCGAUCCUCAGCAGAACAGCCCAGAAUUCACACUUUCUGUCUACAACUCUUCCCAUGGACUGUGUCGUCCGCACCAGCUACAGUGACACCACAAAAAAAGCCUGUGAGCACCUGGUGGAGGCGCUAACUCAUCAGCUGUGUGAGAUGGAGAAAGUGACCCUGGAUCACAUGAAAGGAACCACGCUGCUGGUCCCUGAACCGCUCCACUUCCUCCUCCCAGAGCCAAAAGGACUGGUGACUGUGGUAUAUCCAGCAGGAGUGCCUGACAGCCAACUAGAGACACAGCGCAGGGAAUUACAUCAACGCUUUGAGCUCCCAGAAGACAAGCCUUAUUUUAGAAGAGCCAAUGCUUACCACUUUCCCAAUGAACCCUUCAAAGACGGUUACCUCCGAAACCCCCAUCAAGUCCUCACACAUCCCACCCUGGACAACGGAAAGGUGUACUUGGUCCAAGGGAUCUACAGCUAUCACCACUACAUGCAGGACCGUAUGGAUGACAAUGGCUGGGGCUGCGCUUACCGCUCCCUCCAGACCAUCUGCUCCUGGUUUCAGCAGCAAGGCUACGUAGAGCGGUCUGUACCCACUCACAAGGACAUCCAGCAGGCUUUAGUGGACGUCGGAGACAAACAAUCUUCCUUUGUGGGAUCACGUCAGUGGAUUGGAUCUAUUGAGGUUCAGGCUGUUCUGAACCAGCUGCUCGGGGUCACUUCCAAGAUCAUGUUUGUGAGUCAGGGGUUGGAGUUGGCGUCUAAAGGCAGAGAACUGGCCAACCACUUCCUUACUGAAGGGUCUCCCAUCAUGAUUGGAGGGGGAGUUUUGGCUCACACUAUCUUGGGUGUGGCAUGGAGUGAGACCACCGGGCAGAUCCGCUAUCUGAUCCUAGAUCCACAUUACACAGGAGCAGAGGACUUACAAGUCGUAACAGACAAGGGUUGGUGUGGCUGGAAAGGACCAGAGUUUUGGGAUCAAACUGCGUAUUAUAAUCUGUGUCUGCCUCAAAGGCCAAAGGUCAUCUGAGCUCUCAGUCUGUCAGUGUGACAUCAUUUGGCAUCGGUACAACAUUAAAAACUUUAAACCGCUUUGACAGGAACAUAUCCAACUUUUCAAAUUGGUAUAAUUUCUGUAAUGAUGUUAAAUUUUUGUAUUUAACACGAACAGUUUUAGUCCAGCCUUUUAUCAAUAAUUGUUCAUAAAACAAAGGCACAGUCACAGAUUAAUGUAGUUUUUCUAUUGAAAAGAUAAACUGAUUAUACACUUCCUGUAAUUGUUAUAAUGUAAUAUGAAAAAUGUCAGUAAAAUGUACGGUAUAGGCUCUGCAGAAACUAGUGUGAACUAGUUUGAUCAUUGUUUUAUGUUAUUGGUAGACUAAAGAUCCCAAAUCCAACUCUGAUCUACUGCUGGAUGAUGUAACCUGAUGUUGUAGAAGACCUUUUCCAUUGUAC
Molecule: messenger RNA, 1906 nt
Organism: Scomber scombrus (Atlantic mackerel)
Lineage: Eukaryota; Metazoa; Chordata; Actinopteri; Scombriformes; Scombridae
Gene: ufsp2
Product: ufm1-specific peptidase 2
Exons: 12
Coding region: 99-1481 (460 amino acids)
Source: RefSeq, a predicted model, not a curated record